AUGUUCAAGGCCAGUGCUUUGCGACAGGUUCGCCUGUGUCGUAUCGCAGGUCCGAAUGCUGGAUCAGCUCUCGCCGCUUUCAGAACGACACUUCGGUCUACACAGACCUCGUCAGCCUUGAAUCCGACGGCCCCAAUUUCAUAUAAUGGCAUCGGGCGAACCCUGCGCCAGUACUCGCACGCGGCUGCGGAGACCACAUCACCGGCUGCACACUCUCAAGAACCACCUCGGAAGUUGUCCAAGUUCUCCGAGCUUGGCGACCUGGGCGUUCAUGACCAUGUUGUCUCGGCCAUUACUCGGGGCAUGAAGUAUGAGGAUAUGACCGAUGUACAGUCUGCGACUAUUCACGCCGCCUUGGCCGGAAAGGACCUUGUUGCGCAAGCCAAGACCGGUACAGGAAAGACGCUCGCAUUCCUCGUUCCUCUUGUCCAGAAGAUCAUUGUGGACGAUGAGAAGCUCGCCCACCCUCGUCAAGGCCGUGCCCGUUCCGAUGACAUCCGUGCCAUCAUCGUAUCUCCCACCAGAGAACUUGCCGAACAAAUAGGACAAGAGGCCCGUCGUCUCUGCCGUGGAACUGGCGUCAUUGUACAGACGGCUGUCGGUGGCACACUGAAGGCGUCGAUGCUUAGGAAGACGAGGACUGAGGGUUGUCAUCUUCUCGUUGCUACGCCCGGCCGACUUUACGACCUGCUCAAUGAUCCCACAAGCGGCAUUGAUGCACCAAAUCUAACGGCUUUGGUGCUCGACGAGGCUGACCGAAUGCUGGAUGUUGGCUUCGAUGAGGAACUGAGGAACAUUGUUCGACUGCUCCCCGACAGAAACGAAACUCCACGCCAGACUAUGCUGUUCUCCGCCACCAUUCCCAAGGAUGUCGUACAACUUGCUAGGACUUAUGUCGACGCCAACAAUUUCGAGUUUGUGCAGACGAUCAAGGCAGACGACGUGCCUACUCACGAGAAAGUACCCCAGUUCAUCGUCCCUGUCAAAGGCUUCGAGAACGUGUUUCCGACCUUGUUGGAGUUGAUCAACAAGGAGCUUGCUGCAGCGAAGGAGAGCCAUGACGGCCAGCCCUUCAAGGCGAUCGUCUUCUUGCCCACAGCUGCAAUGGUGCGACUUGCCGCUGGCAUUUUUGGCAGGAUACAGCGUAGCGAUCGCAGGAAAUACCCCCCGGCCCUUGAAAUCCAUUCCAGGCUUACCCAGAAAGCGAGGACACAAGCGGCAGACGAUUUCAGAAUCUCUCGCUCAGCCAUUCUGUUUUCGACCGACGUGACUGCACGCGGCAUGGACUUUCCCAAUGUCACCCACGUUAUCCAGUGCUUCAACCCGUCGGAUCGGGAGCAUUACAUUCACCGCAUCGGCCGUACUGGCCGGGCCGGCAAGUCUGGUCAAGCUUGGCUGAUUGUGCCCGAGCUGGAAGUCGAUGAGGCUCGAAAACUGUUGCCGGGCCUCCCCAUCCAGCGUGCUACCGGUUUCGACUCGGCGAAUUAUCACUUGGCUCGUCAAGAUGCUGUCAACCAACCCGAGACUUUUGAGCCAGUCUUUAGUGUGACGCAGCGGCUGCCGGACUUCUUGCUCGAGGAUGCGUACAUCGGCGCUUUCGGACGUAUCGGCCAGGUUAGAGCCCAGGGACUCGUCGAUGCCCUCAACGACUGGGUCCGAUAUGGAUGGGGCUGGGAGCAGCCACCGGCCAUUCCCAGAAAACUCGCUUCGCAACGACACUUGUCUCGAGUUCGAGGGAUUCGUAUCCAGGAUGAUGAGCACAGGCCUCCCCGGCGUGAUGCUCAGUUCAACUCCCGCGAUAACCGUGAUAACCGCAUCUCGAGGGGAUCUCGGAGUGAUGAUCCUUUUAAUGCGGUGGAAGAGAAGUUUCAGGAUCGCCGCCCACGGAGAAGUCAGCGGCCUAGCGCUAGCUUCUAG
Thyridium curvatum is the source of this 1917-nucleotide messenger RNA. RefSeq lists its product as uncharacterized. The transcript is spliced from 2 exons. Gene Ontology annotation, molecular function: ATP binding; nucleic acid binding. The record is from RefSeq and is a predicted model, not a curated record. Gene Ontology annotation, cellular component: mitochondrion. The coding region runs from base 1 to 1917 and encodes 638 amino acids. NCBI's taxonomy places the organism in Eukaryota, Fungi, Ascomycota, Sordariomycetes, Thyridiales, Thyridiaceae.